AUGAAUGUGAUGCUUCGUCGAACACCUGUCAAGGACAGCGACUGUGUAGACGCCACCAACACCUUUUGUGAUACCACAGUUCCAGGAGGCAAUGAAUGCAGGACAAAAUUUGGAUCAGCAUGUUCACAGACGUCAGAUUGUCUGAGUAACGGCAAUUGUGCUACUACAUGCUCGUGCCUAUCGAAUUUCGAACAGGAUGGCGAUUUCUGUAAAGCUUCGGUUGGGACGACGUGUUCAGUAGACAGUGAUUGCGCUGACGCAGCAAACCAUGAAUGUGAUGCUUCGUCGAACACCUGUCAAGUAUCUAUUGGAAGUUCCUGCUCCCAGGACAGCGACUGUGUAGACGCCACCAACACCUUUUGUGAUACCACAGUUCCAGGAGGCAAUGAAUGCAGGACAAAAUUUGGAUCAGCAUGUUCACAGACGUCAGAUUGUCUGAGUAACGGCAAUUGUGCUACUACAUGCUCGUGCCUCUCGAAUUUCGAACAGGAUGGCGAUUUCUGUAAAGCUUCGGUUGGGACGACGUGUUCAGUAGACAGUGAUUGCGCUGACGCAGCAAACCAUGAAUGUGAUGCUUCGUCGAACACCUGUCAAGUAUCUAUUGGAAGUUCCUGCUCCCAGGACAGCGACUGUGUAGACGCCACCAACACCUUUUGUGAUACCACAGUUCCAGGAGGCAAUGAAUGCAGGACAAAAUUUGGAUCAGCAUGUUCACAGACGUCAGAUUGUCUGAGUAACGGCAAUUGUGCUACUACAUGCUCGUGCCUAUCGAAUUUCGAACAGGAUGGCGAUUUCUGUAAAGUAUCUAUUGGAAGUUCCUGCUCCCAGGACAGCGACUGUGUAGACGCCACCAACACCUUUUGUGAUACCACAGUUCCAGGAGGCAAUGAAUGCAGGACAAAAUUUGGAUCAGCAUGUUCACAGACGUCAGAUUGUCUGAGUAACGGCAAUUGUGCUACUACAUGCUCGUGCCUAUCGAAUUUCGAACAGGAUGGCGAUUUCUGUAAAGCUUCGGUUGGGACGACGUGUUCAGUAGACAGUGAUUGCGCCGACGCAGCAAACCAUGAAUGUGAUGCUUCGUCGAACACCUGUCAAGAAUUUGGAUCAGCAUGUUCACAGACGUCAGAUUGUCUGAGUAACGGCAAUUGUGCCACUACAUGCUCGUGCCUAUCGAAUUUCGAACAGGACGGCGAUUUCUGUAAAGCUUCGGUUGGGACGACGUGUUCAGUAGACAGUGAUUGCGCUGACGCAGCAAACCAUGAAUGUGAUGCUUCGUCGAACACCUGUCAAGUAUCUAUUGGAUCUUCCUGCUCCCAGGACAGCGACUGUGUAGACGCCACCAACACCUUUUGUGAUACCACAGUUCCAGGAGGCAAUGAAUGCAGGACAAAAUUUGGAUCAGUAUGUUCACAGACGUCAGAUUGUCUGAGUAACGGCAAUUGUGCUACUACAUGCUCGUGCCUAUCGAAUUUCGAACAGGAUGGCGAUUUCUGUAAAGCUUCGGUUGGGACGACGUGUUCAGUAGACAAUGAUUGCGCUGACGCAGCAAACCAUGAAUGUGAUGCUUCGUCGAACACCUGUCAAGUAUCUAUUGGAUCUUCCUGCUCCCAGGACAGCGACUGUGUAGACGCCACCAACACCUUUUGUGAUACCACAGUUCCAGGAGGCAAUGAAUGCAGGACAAAAUUUGGAUCAGUAUGUUCACAGACGUCAGAUUGUCUGAGUAACGGCAAUUGUGCUACUACAUGCUCGUGCCUAUCGAAUUUCGAACAGGAUGGCGAUUUCUGUAAAGCAUCAACGGGCACCACGUGCAGUUCUAACAGUCAGUGUGCUGAUGCAGCCAACACCGAGUGCGACACCUCUGUAAAUCAGUGCAGACGUUCUCUUGAGUCUUCAUGCACCCAAAAUAGCCAUUGUGUGGACUCCCUCAACAGUGUAUGUGAUACCACCGUCUCAGGAGGCCAAUGCCGGAGAAGAUCUGGUAAAUCUUGCACGCAGACGUCUGAUUGUCUGAACAACGGAGAAUGCAGUGGUGGAACAUGCGCCUGCAGUACCGGAUAUCAAGUUGAAAACAACCUUUGUAAAGCAACUCUUGGAACUACAUGUACAAUAGCCGGUGACUGUAUUGCAAAUGCGCUGUGUAGCGGCAAUCCCCUCGUCUGCAGUUGUAGUUCUGGAUAUGAAGCAGAUGGAACGACUACGUGUAAAGCAUCGAUCGGGACGACGUGUUCUGCAACAUCCGACUGCGCUGACACGGCUAACACUCUGUGUGACGAUUCGUUCACCGGAGGUGCAGGACAGUGUCGAAAACAGCACGGGAAGGCGUGUACGACCGGGCAGACAGGAGUAUGUGUGAACAAUGGUCAAUGCAGCAACUCCGUGUGCACAUGUAACACGGGCUACCAAGAGAGUGGAAACCUUUGCGUUGAUGUAAAUGAAUGCAGUUCUAAUCCUUGUCUGAACGGGGCCACGUGCAACAACGAGGUGAACCAGUACUCGUGCAGCUGUGCAGCCGGGUACUCGGGAACAACCUGCGCCACUAAUAUUGACGAGUGUUCCUCCUCUCCUUGUCAGAACAGCGGCACGUGCGUGGACGGUGUCAACGGGUACACGUGCUCAUGCACUUCCGGAUGGGAAAACACCAACUGUCAGAGCGCGGUGACGGACGAGUGUGCCGCCUCUCCCUGUCAGAACGGAGGCACGUGUGUGGACGGCCUCAACAGCUACACGUGCACCUGCGCUUCCGGCUGGGAGGGAACCAAUUGUCAACUGGUAUACAGUAAUGAGUGCAGCCCCGACCCUUGCCUGAAUGGAGCAACGUGUGUAGAUGACAUCAGCGAUUAUUCGUGUACCUGUGUGCCAGGAUAUACCGGGAACAACUGCCAAACUAAACGCCGUGUGGGUCUGACGGCGACCAUUCAACGGACGUUCACAAACGCUCUGAAUGAUCCGUCAAGCAGUGCCUUCCAGACACUAGCGGGGGAAGUUCUGGCUGAGAUCAAUGACAAAAUGGGGAAUACUCCGAUGGCGUCUGUUUACAGACAAACCAAUGUUAUAGGAUUCAGUUCUGGAAGUGUUAUAGUCCACGCGGUGAUGAUCUUCAACUCAGAUACGUUUACAGACUCCGGUGGGAACACGUUAACCUUGACUGCCGGUGCCGCUCAGACGGAGCUCGUGCAGGCUCUGGUGGACGCGAACUCCGUACUCUUGAGUGCCGACUCCAUACAGACCAGCACUUCAGUCCUCGUUCGUAAGUAA
Molecule: messenger RNA, 3258 nt
Organism: Mya arenaria
Lineage: Eukaryota; Metazoa; Mollusca; Bivalvia; Myida; Myidae
Product: neurogenic locus Notch protein-like
Exons: 33
Coding region: 1-3258 (1085 amino acids)
Biological process (GO): Notch signaling pathway
Molecular function (GO): Notch binding; calcium ion binding
Source: RefSeq, a predicted model, not a curated record